AUGUCGUACACCAAAAAGACAAGGCUUUGGUUCUCGUCUUUCUCAUGCGUAGCCGUAGCCGAAGGCUGUGUGGAGUCGGGGACCGUCUUUGGUGGGCUCAAGAAAGGACUUUUUGGUGUCGCACGACGUGACGAUAUUGGUCCCAGCAAUCGUUGGCUCUUGGAGGGUAUGGUUACCUAA
This is a messenger RNA of Pyricularia oryzae 70-15, 180 nucleotides long. RefSeq lists its product as uncharacterized. Lineage: Eukaryota; Fungi; Ascomycota; Sordariomycetes; Magnaporthales; Pyriculariaceae. The record is from RefSeq and is a predicted model, not a curated record. The transcript has 3 exons. The coding region runs from base 1 to 180 and encodes 59 amino acids.